This is a messenger RNA of Amborella trichopoda, 3845 nucleotides long. The record is from RefSeq and is a predicted model, not a curated record. Lineage: Eukaryota; Viridiplantae; Streptophyta; Magnoliopsida; Amborellales; Amborellaceae.
CGAGCAUAGAUCCCAAGCUUUGGCUAUGGCCAACUCAAGAUCUGACUGGUUUGAACAAAGGGGGACAUUGGUUACUCUGCAAAACCAGGAAGGGACAAAUUGUCGUGAGGAACCAAAUGCAAAUUCUAAUGGAAAGAAUCAAGAGGUGAUCGAUUUAGAUGCAAAAUCAGAUGGGAAAAAUCAGGAGAUGGAUCCUAAUAAUGCCCUUGACGAUUUUAAUUCAAAAUCUGAUGGGAAAAAUCAGAAAGUCAUCGACUUGAAAGCAAAAUCAGAUGGCCAAAAUCAGGGGUUUGAGCAAAAGAAAGUCCCGGAUGAUUUGCAGAUUACUGAGAGGAGAUCAUAUGCACAAGCUUUGGGUAAGCUGUCGAACGUCGAUGGUCUCCCAAACCCUAUUCAUGACGAAAAGAUUAUUAGGGUUAAGAUUCCACAGAGAGCCUAUGAAGAACAACUCAUGAAGCACAAAUUUGCGCUGAUCGGUAGACUGAACUUGAGGAAUCUUACCAUAGAAAAUUUGAAGAAGUAUGUAAGAGAAAACUGGAAAUUGAUAGGUCGUGUUACCCUGAUUGUGUUGGGUAAAGGCUUCAUAUUAUUCAGAUUCAAUUCUGAAGCCGACAUGACUACAAUAUGGAGACGAGGCCCAUAUCGAAUUGAUGGCCAACUACUGAGAUUUCAAAGGUGGCAACCGGAUUUUAAUGUGAAUCAGAACACUAGCCAUGCUUUGCAAUGGAUCAGAUUCCCUGACCUUCCACAAGAGCAUUGGCACGACGAGAUUCUCCUUCACUUGCAAAGGCAGCUGGUACGCCAAUGCAAUUGAUAAAAACACAAGAGAUUCAACGAUGGGGUACUUUGCAAGAGUUUGUGUCGAUGUUGAUUUAUCGGCAGAUAGAGUAGAAGAAAUUCUCAUCGAGAGAGAACAAGUGGGUUCAAAAGACAUUUACCUAUUCAAGCAGGUAAUGAUCUAUGAGAAACCUACUGAAAGAUGUGGAUAUUGUACAAAAUAUGGCCACAUGAUCGCUGGUUGCUUAAAAAGGAAGGACGAUGAAGGAAAAAAAACCAAGAUUAUUAUCAAGGAUCUUGGUGAGCACAACAAUGUUCAUGGGGUCGCUGAUAUGGCUGCAAAUUUAAACAAUGUUGAUGCGAAUCAUGUUGUUGUGAACAAAGAAAACAGUUGUUGGUGUUACAGUAGAAGGAAACUUGGCUGCAGCUGAUGUUGCCGCACAAAAUGCCCACAAUGUCGAUUGUAAUAUUGUUGGGGAAAAUUCUGUUGCUGCUGCAAACAAUGAAGUUUAUGGUAUGAACAAAAAAGGAAUUGUUGACGGUACUGCAGUAUCCAUGCUUGCAAGCUAGGAUCAAGUUACUCUUGUUGAUGUGGCUGCUGGAAAAAUGGUUGCAGUGGCCGAUCAAGUUGCUCUUGUUGAUGUGGUUGCUGAAAAAAUGGUUGCAGUGGCUGAUGUCGCAGGAAAUUCUAACAAUGUCGAGGUCAAUUGCGAUGAUGUUGUUGACGAAAAUUUUGUUGCAGCUGCAAACAAAGGAACUUAUGGUAGAAAUAAAAACAUAUUUGGUGAGGGUACGGGAGUACCUAUGGUUGAUCAAGUUGCUCUUGUUGAAGAGAGACAAACAAAAGAAAAGGUAGAGGGUCUGACCUCUAAUGAUCUGGGUGUUGAAAAUGUUCUGACCUCUAAUGAUGUAGGUGUUGAAAAUGUUGGUCACGGUGAUGUCUUGGACUCACCAAUUCAUCAGUUUUCACUGAUGCAAUAUACGGACAACAGUCCUUCCUCAAGAGUCCCGGAGACACAAUUUGAUGUGGUGAGCCCAAAUUUUGGGAAGACUGCGGUCGUCUUACAUGCGGAAGUUGACAUGGUAGAUGAAGCAAUGGUGCAGCUGGAAGGCGAGUAUACUCCCGUAAAAUCUAAAAAGGCCAAAGCUGCUACUGUUAUCCAGGCGCGCAAGUCUACAAGACUUGGAAAAGGUAACCAAUCUUUUGCCUAAUGAAGUUACUUUACUGGAACAUUCGAGGAAUGGACAGGGUCAAAGCUCGAAAUGCUUUGAAGUUUCAUAUGAAAGAGCAUCAACCUGAGAUGGUUUGCAUUGCAGAACCUUUGGUUCAUCCCAGUAAAUGUCCCCUGAUUUUCUUUUCAGCCUUAGGAUAUUGCUCUGAUUUCUUGCAUAAUGAGAGAGCUGAUAAGCAUCCAAAUCUUUGGUUAUUUUGAAAGAAUUAUAUUCCAAAACCUGUGAUAUUGGGAAUGUCUGACCAGCAGAUUACGAUUAAUAUGGGUGUCUUUGGUAAUAAUAUGCAACUUUUCAUUGUUCAUGCUAGUACUUUUCAUUGUUCAUGCUAGUACUAUCCGAGCAAAUUGUAGAAACCUUUGGAUGGAACUUGUCUCUAUGACAACAACCUCUCCUUGGGUAGUUGCAGGAGAUUUUAAUGCCACCCUCUUCUCCCAUGAAAAGAGAGGCUCAGGUCCAUUCAAUAUGGGAUCUGCCAACGAAUUUGCAGCCCUGAUUGAUUCAUGUUCUCUUAUAAGACUACACUAUUGGUAGCAAAUUCACUUGGUCCAACAAUAGAAGGCAUGGGAAUGUGAUGGCAGUUCUUGACAGAGGGCUUUGUAAUGAUGCUUGGUUCAAUUUUUUCGAUGAUUGUACUCAAAAGACUCUACCAAGGCAUGCACCUAUUUUGAUUAAAUCUGAGGACAUCCAACGACCUAACAAUAUACCUUUUCGUAUGCGAAGGUUUUGGAUAGAUCAUAAGGAUUUUUCUGAGGUGGUUUCACAAUCUUGGAAUACUCCUGUUAAUGGUACACCCAUUUUUAUUGUUGUCAAGAAACUUAAAAGGUUGAAAGCCGAUCUAAAAAAUUGGGCCAAAUUAACUUUUCCUCGACUUAAUAAUCUAGUGAAGUCCAUCACUAUUGAACUUGAACACAUACAGGAAACUAUUGAGAAUGUGGGAUCAAAUGGUUUUCUUUUGGAUCAAGAGCUUGAAGCCAAAUCCAAACUUCAUAAUGCUCUUGAAAUUCGAGAAAAACUGUGGGCCAAAAAAUCCAGGAUUAAGUGGCUAAAAUGUGGGGACAGGAACACCAAAUUCUUUCACUUGACGACUAAAAUCCGUCAAGCAAAGAAUUUUAUGAGAAAGAUUAAAAAGCAGGAUGGUUCUAUAAUCUCAGACACAAAGGAUAUCGGAAAUUAUGUUGCCGAGUUCUAUGAAAAUUUUCACAAAAAACCGGCAUCCUUGAAAUGCACUUAUUUGCUUAACUGUAUUCCACUUCUUAUUGAUCAGAAUGAUAAUCACAUGCUCACAACAAUUCCUUCUGAAGAUGAAAUAAAGUCGGUCGUUUUUGCUAUGGAUUUUAACAAUUCCCUUGGACCUGUUGGUUUUCCAGGAACUUUUUAUCAGAAAUGUUGGUAUAUUGUGGGUUUUGAUGUUUGCAGGGCAAUCAGGAACGUCUUCUAGGAAGGAAUUAUUCUGAAAGGCUUCAAUAAUAACUUCAUCACUUUGAUUCCCAAAGUUGAGGGUGCUAAGUCUCUAGAUUUGUUUAGACCAAUCUGUAUGGGAAACUUCAUCUUCAAGAUCAUUAUGAAAAUUAUGGCUUCAAGACUGGCAUCCUUACUUCCCAAAUUGAUAUCUGAGGAGCAAGGGGCUUUCUAAAAGGGUAAAGUUAUUUUUUCAAACAUUUCCCCUGCAUCUGAACUGGCCAAUGUAAUUCCUAUUAAGUCUCGUGGUGGGUCUAUGAGAAUUAAAAUUGAUAUACAAAAGGCUUAUGAUUCCCUGGAAUGGGAAUUUCUUUUUGAUGUAUUGGAAAAUUUUGGUUUUUGUGAUAAGUGGAUUCAUUGUGUCCGACAAAUUUUAA